UUCACGGCGUCCGCGAACAAACCUCCUUCGUCUCUCUCGCUCGCUAGGCGAAGAGAGGGGGCGGCGUGCUUUCCCGGCCCGUUUCAGUGACCGUCGCGAGCCCUACGCACGCCGACCGACACCCCAUCAUCCGCCGUCCAAUCCCCUAGAGCGCUAAUGUCCACGCUCUUCCUCGCUCCUCCCUGAGGCGACUCGGUAGAAGUCCGAAUCGCCAAGGACCGACGUUCCUCCGUCGUCCGCGUCCCCCCGCCCGCGGAUCCACGUCGCGGGGCUUGGACCCUUGACGGGCCCCAUACACGCGGGCGGGAUCGUGUGGAUCGCAUGGCAAUCCGACGGUCGGUGGUUGCGGCCUUCUGGUGUUGUAUCAUGGAAUAGAGGGGUCAAGCCGCGUGCGCUCGGCACAUGAAACCCCCAAGCGUAACGGCCGGCAGCCCCGACAGCCACUAUAGGAUGGCGGCGCAAUCGCAAUCACACUCGGAGUCGGAGGGGCCUCCUCGCUUAGGUUUCCUCAUGGGUAGUUCGCGGUGUACGAUGGGCAUGGGGGAAGGAUGGUGGCGCGGGCGUGCCGGGACAGGCUGCAGGUGGCUGUGACGGAGGGCCGCCCGGGUGGGUGAGGGGGCGGAGACGUGGAGGUGGGCGUGAAGGUGGACGCCGAGGCGAUGUUGGAGGCCACGGAGCUGUAGCAGGGGUUGGUGGUGGGAGACAAGUGGAUCAUGGUGGCCACAUGCGGCGACUCCCGGACGGUGCUCUCACGCGGCGGGGUGGCCGUGCCCCCUUUCUAUCCAUCAAGGCUAUCAUGCAACCUUUUUACAAUUGGCAAGCUCAAUUCUUUAUCAAGGAGACUACCUUCUCAAGCAGUUUUGACAAUGUUAGCGUGGUGGUGAUGGGGCUGAAGACUCACAAGGUGGUUGUCUCCUCCCAAUAAUUUUUGCUUAUUGACAUUGAUAGAUGGAUUGCAAGGUGUGCUUGAUACUACACUUUGUUUCAGCUUACUCAUGAUGCUGUCUAGCGCACAAGCAAUAGUUUCUCAAAUCCAGUUUGUGUUGGCGGGGAACUGUGCAUCGCUUUAAGUGUAGAGAAACAGUUUAAGCAUACUAUAUAGAUAGAUUUGGAGAGUUCAAUGCUAUAUGCACUGCUAGAGUUCCAGUGUUCUAACACCUCUAGUUCUAUGCUUGUGCCUGAGUGGCGUUGCAUGACAGGCCCCAUGAAGAGAGCUUUACAGCGGGCGAGGGGUUGGUGGGAGGUGGCUUUGUGCGCGCAAGGUGCUCGACCCGAGUUCCGUGACUGCGACGGCUUGAUGUGGCACCUUUUGCUUGGAGGAGAAGUAAUCGUCAAGCAACCAAUGGCUUUACGUGUUGCUUAGAGGAGAAGUAAUCAUUAAGCAACCGUGGCCUAUAGAACAGGCGAGAUUACUAUGUCUAACUAGUGAUGGUAUCUGUGUCAUUUAUCAAUAACGUUCCAAUAUAACGGUUCAAAUAAUCGUUACGAGAUGAUUCGUUUGGUUGUUAUAAAUUCUGGGAACAGCUUGCCGCGAAGCGGGCCCCACGAGAUGGCCAAUUCUAAUUACUCCUGUCCGUCUCCAUCUUGUCUCUCUCUCUCUCCCUUCUCCUCUCCCGUUUCUUCUCUAGCUCCGAGGCGAAGUGGCGAAAAGGCGAGGAGAAGGACGAUGGACGGCGACCCGGAACUCGUGGGGGGAUUGGUGGGAAGAUGCAUCGAUGCGGCGACCGCAAGCGCGGAGAGCGUCGAGAGGUGGCGGAGGCAGCGGCGAACCCUGGAUCUCCUCCCCUCCUACCUCGCUGACGCCCUCCUCCGACGCAUUAUCCAACGCCGCAUCCUCCUCUACCCCUCCUGGCUCGAAAUUUUUCAGAAUUCUGCAGAGGAGAUUGACUUGAAAGGUGAGAGCUCGGUUGAUGUGGAGUGGUUGGCAUAUUUGGGUGCAUUUCGUCAUUUACGUCGUUUGAAUCUUGCCAACUGCAGGGCAGUCAACAAUUCUGCAAUAUGGUAUCUUUCAGGAAUGAAUAAUUUAAAAGAGUUGGACUUGUCAAGGUGCUCUAAGAUUACUGAUGCUGGCAUUAAGCAUGUUUUGGCCAUUCAAAAUUUGGAGAAACUACAUGUGUCGGAGACUGGAUUAACUUCUAAUGGAGUUGUUCUCCUUUCUUCACUUCAAAAUCUGAAUCUACUGGAUUUAGGAGGAAUUUCCAUUACUGAUGAGGCACUUUGUUCAUUACAGGUUUUGACAAAUCUUGAGUAUCUGGAUCUAUGGGGUAGUAAAAUUUCGAACAGAGGAGUUCCUGUCCUUGAAAUGUUUCCCAAGUUGAGCUUCUUAAAUAUAGCAUGGACAGAGGUCACCGAGUUGCCAUAUCUUCCUUCUAUAACAUGUUUGAAUAUGAGUAAUUGCACCAUUUGCUCUAUAUUUUAUGGAAAAGGCAGCACAAGUGCCCCUUUACUGAAGCUUUUUGGUCUUGGAGCCACUUUUGUUGAUGCUGACAAAGUAUUUUCCAUCAUAGAUACUAGCCAUGUAACGUACUUGGAUGUUUCUAGCUCUUCUAUUUGCAAUUUGCAUUUUUUGGUCAAAAUGGACAUGAUUGAGCACUUGGAUGUUAGCUUCUGUGGAAUAACUGAUGAUUCAGUUGAAUACAUUGCAAAAGCUGGGAAAGGUUUGAAAUUCUUGAAUGCCAGCAAUAGCAAGCUCACAUCCCAGGGAAUAUGUGUUUUGGCUGGAAAUGUCAUCAACUUGGAAACCCUGUAUCUGUCAAAUACAUCAGUUGAUGAUGUUGCACUUUCCUAUAUCGCAUUGAUGCCUUCUUUGAGGAUUGUUGAUUUAAGCCGAACAAAAAUAAAAGGUUUCGCUUAUGAAAAAAGUCAAGACAAUCUAGAGAAGACAUUCCCAUUAAGCUUGCUUCAGAAUCUCAGUCACCUGGAAAGUUUAAAUUUGGAAGAUACAUUAGUAGAAGAUGAAGCAUUACUUCCCUUGGUUUUCUUGAAACAAUUGAGAUGCCUAUAUCUGAAGAGUGAUUUACUCUCUGAUGUCUCCUUGCAUAUUUUGUCAUCAUUCUCUAGCUUGGAGUAUCUUGGAUUUCGCAAUGCUGUACUCAGCAAUUCUGGGCUUCUUCUUUUUGUGCCUCCAAAGGCACUUCAUACAUUAGAUUUGAGGGGGUGUUGGCUUUUGAUGGAGGAUGUGUUUUCAUCAUUCUGUAAACUACACCCUCAGAUUGAGCUAAGACAUGAACUUGUUGGAACGGUUCCAAUUGAUGAAAAUGUUUCUGCUGGUUCAACGUACCUAACAUCAGAAGUGAGAUCUGAAGGGUAUGAUGGGUGCUUUGUAGAUGAAAGAAUCAAGUACAGCAUGGAGGACUUGUUGGGGUUGCAGCUCUCAUCUUUAUCAACUCCAGCUUUGCAUGGUCUAAAUAUGCUACCAAAGGAACUGAAGAGAAGUAAGAUGAGCAAUCAUAUUUCCUUCCUAAUCAAAUACACACGGAGGAAUUAUUGGAGGUGCAUCUCUUACCUGGAUAACUCUACAGACUGCAUGAUCUAAAUAAGCUGCCAAAGGAGCUCGAAGAGGAACAGAGGCACUUGCUGGAUUUGGCACAAAGUUAGCAGGACCUGAGGUACGCCCUCUUUUCUCGUUUGGUGAACGGAGUUGGCUUACCACGUUUCUUCUGUUUUCAUGGACGGUGCAGAUCUGGCGGCAGCUCUUCCCAUUCGUCUUCCCUACAGACCUCAAGCUCAGUACAAAAAAUUUAUACACGGAGACAACAUAUCAACCAAAGAACCGCAUGAUCUCACCAGUAGUCACCACAGGAACAUUCCCCGUUACAAAUAUGAUGGAACCGACGCGAAGAUUCUUAAAUACCCGAAUAGGCUUUGGAGCUGAAGUGUUGAUGAGGCCGAAGGCAACUGCAAUCUUCUCGCUGUGCUGAAGCAGCAAACAGUUCAUCCAACUUGGCGUAGAUCUCCCAAGCCUGUGGGUGACUGGUAUCCCCUACAUGAAACUUGUGGAUGCUGUUCUCCAUCUCCACCCAGCUCAAUCCAGCUUCUUUGCUCAGCCUCCUCUCCUUCAUGCCACGCCUUAUCAUGGCCACAUCCUCCCAUCUGCCUGCCUCCGCAUACAAGUUCGAGAGCAAGACAUAGGCUGCUGGAUCCUCCGGAGCCAACUCCAAGAUGUUCUUGGCAACGAUUUCUCCCAGUCCGAUGUCUCCAUGAACUCUGCAAGCACCCAACAACGUCUUCCAGACCAAGGCAUCAGCUUCGGCCGGCAAUGACUUCACGAAGCCGAAAGCUUCUUCCACUCGGCCCGAUCGCCCCAGCAGGUCUACCAUGCAGGCAUAGUGUUCCAUCGUCGGAGCCACGCCGUGGUCCCUUUGCAUGGCGCGGAAGUGCUCCCACCCUUCUUCGAUCAGACCUGCAUGACUACAAGCAGACAGAAUAGCGACGUAGGUCACCGCGUUCGGCUUCGCCCCCGUGGCCACCAUGUCGUGGAACAAUCCCAGGGCUCGAGCUGCAUCCCCGUGUUUGGCGAAACCGGUGAUCAUGGCGGUCCACGAGAUCACGUUGCGGUCAUCCAUCUCGCCGAAAGCUCGGCAGGCGUCGUCGAUGCUGCCGCACCUCGAGUACAUGGAUACCAGCGAGUUACCCACGCCCACAUCUGACCCGAAUCCUGCCUUCAGCAUCUGGGCGUGCAAUUGCUGGCCUUUGCUCAUCAUCCCAACGCUCGCCGCCGCGCUCAGGAGACUCGCGAACGUGAAGGCACUCGCUCCCACAUCCAUGCUCUCUAUCUGAUAGAGUAGCUCCAGGGCUUCUUCAGAGUCUGAGUUCUUGGCAUAUCCAUCGACGAUUGCGUUGUAGGAGACCACAUUCUUCUCGUACAGUAAGCUGAAAGCUCUCCGGGCUUCUUCCAUCC
Molecule: messenger RNA, 4900 nt
Organism: Musa acuminata AAA Group (dessert banana)
Lineage: Eukaryota; Viridiplantae; Streptophyta; Magnoliopsida; Zingiberales; Musaceae
Exons: 13
Coding region: 1490-3535 (681 amino acids)
Molecular function (GO): protein binding
Source: RefSeq, a predicted model, not a curated record